Molecule: messenger RNA, 2145 nt
Organism: Daldinia caldariorum
Lineage: Eukaryota; Fungi; Ascomycota; Sordariomycetes; Xylariales; Hypoxylaceae
Exons: 3
Coding region: 1-2145 (714 amino acids)
Biological process (GO): DNA-templated transcription; regulation of DNA-templated transcription
Molecular function (GO): zinc ion binding; DNA-binding transcription factor activity, RNA polymerase II-specific; DNA binding
Source: RefSeq, a predicted model, not a curated record
AUGUCACAGGCUUCGGAUAGUGCUGAUUUUCGUGGUCGCCGCUCCGGCAAACCUCCCGGGGAGAGUAUUCCGCAGCUGAGCUGUGAGUUAUGCCGAAAACGAAAGGUCAAAUGCGACAAGCUGAACCCAUGUUCCAAUUGCGUAAAGGCGGACGUUGUGUGUGUACCUAUUCAUCGUAAGCGCUUACCUCGUGGUCGCCACACCCAUCCUCGAUCGUUCCCGACCUGCAAUACCGGCGAUGAAUUGAUGUCUCGCAUACGGAACCUGGAGACUCUAGCUUCAAAUAUAAACGACUUAAAAGUCUCGUCACCGAAUCCCGGACCGUCAACCUCGACUAACUCAAACGUGGGUGUAGAUGCAGAGAAUAACGUUGGGUGGAAAGUGUGGGCGCAAAUCGUGGACGAGGUAGAGGGUCUUCGUAAUAUUGUUGGAGAUGCUUCGGACGACGAGGAUAGCGUGCGGUCAAUCCCUAAUUCCACUUUUGGUGCUAAUUUGAGGGCAAUUGGCAUCGGCUCCUCCUCUUAUAGCAGCCUUCCAACGACUAAUGAUCGUUUGAAAGACCCCAUCGUAACGGCUCAAUUAUGCGACAUCUACCUCCAUCAGGUGGACCCCAUCAUCAAAAUUCUGCAUCGGCCCUCUCUAAGCAAGUUCAUGCAACAUGGCCAGCGCUAUUUGGGGUAUGACACUAACCACUUAUCUACGGUGUGCCUAAAGUCGGCUGUCUGCUAUUCUGCCGCAGCAAGCAUGACGGAAGAACGAUGUCAACAACUGUUCAAUAUUAGGAAAUCUACACUGAUAGAAGAAUGUAGAGCAGCUUGCGAAGCGACUUUAGAAAGCUCGGAACUCCUUACAACGAAUGAUAUCACUGUCCUGCAAGCCUUCGUAUUAUACCUCAUUGCUAGGCGGACGGAGGAUUCGAGCCGUGCUGUAUGGACUAUGACCGCGUUAGCUGUUCGGAUAGCAAAAGCGCUCUCUCUUCACCAAGUGAGGGGGGAAUCUUUCUUUAACCGGCAGAUGAGACUGCGGCUAUGGUUCACGAUCUGUCUGUUAGAUCUUCAGGGGUCGAUCGACCAAGCAACCCAACCUCUCAUAGGUGUCGAUGAAAUACCGCCGGAUUUCCCCCUCAAUGUCAAUGAUUCCGAGUUUGACAUUGACACGCCAGGAGAACUUCAGAGCAGAAGUGGCCUGACUGAUAUCACAUAUGCUCUCGUCACAUAUUACGCACAGCCAAGCGCGCGACUCCUGAAUUUUCACGGUAAAGAGGCGGACAGACUAAACUGGGAAGAACGAGAGAGGCAUUCAUUUCUUGUCCAACAGAAAAUCCAGAGCCUUUUGAAAUUCUGCGAUCCUGAGUCAAGCCCCUACGCGUGGUUCACUUUCCACGGGGGACAAUCGCUAGUGGCAUGCAUGCGACUUGCAGCUCUGCGGCCUUUACACCGUGUCAAUACCAAUCAGCCCGCUCCCCGCGGAAAACUCACUGAAAUCCUGAAUAACUCCCUGGUAACCCUGGAGAAGGUGCACCUAAUUCAAACUGGCCCAAGAGGAGAGGGGUUCAGAUGGUAUAUGACGGUUCACUGGCACGCGCUUGCGAGCGCUAUCGCUGAAUGUUAUGUCGGCUCUGAUAUCUCAGCAAUCCAAAACGCCUGGCCAAUCAUUGAAUGGGCUUUCGAGUACCAUAGACAAGCUAUUGAAAGUUGCCGUCGAGGAAUGCUCAAAAGGCCGUUAGAAAGGCUGAUGAUGCAGGCCAGGAAGAGGAUCAGCGUCCUUUUAGGACAUCCGACUUCCCUUCAGCAGUCCCAACAGGCUUUGUUCAGCCCCAACCAAGCGGGUUAUUCCGAAUAUGGACUGUCAAAUUCUACCGCGACCAACAUAGACCCAAACUCCGCCGGCUUUUCCUUGAACCAAGUUGACCCUCAGGUUACUAUGGGUUACGACUUCAGCAGCGGGGCAGACAUGUUCCCAUAUUUUGACAAUUCUACUAUGGCGAACCCAUCGAUGCUAUCAUGGUCUGCGCCGCAUGACCCUGGCGCUCAAGUCCCAGGAACUCUGAACGUCUCCGAGGGGGAUAAUGGCUCGUUUGAAGAUGUAUCCUGGAAAACAUGGGAAGAGUUCGUCUCCGAGCUUUCUUUCAACGACCUUAACUAG